GAGAGAACGAAGGGAAAAGACAGAACCAUGUAUAGAUGAGAUGGUACGAGUGGAGAAUCAGCAAUCACUUAAAGAAAAGGGCUUUAUAGAGAUGCAAGUUAAGAGACAUCAAGGGCAGGUUUUGAUACAUCAACAGAAGCAAUAGAAGAAGUUCUACAAAUCAUGGAUGUUCAAAUACAAAGAGAGACUAAAUAAAAUGCAAGUUCUGCCAUUACAUGUUGUGCUUCUUUGGAGUAAUUCUUGCUCUGUUUGGCAUCGCUGGAGAAGUAAAGUUGAUUCCACUGGCCAUGCUGAGAUGGUUGGCGCAUUAGAGUGUCUGAUAAGCAUAGAGAUUGAAGCUGGAACGUUCAAGGCAUAUAGACUUGUAGUGUUUUCAUGUCAGUGGAGAUCACGUCAGUUUAUGAAAGGAAGAGAUGGUGUUUUCUUUUCAUACAAGCUUGAGGGCAAGCUUGUUUUGGUUGAUGGGAGUAUUGAUAGGCUUCUAUUCUCUUGAGUCUGACGUGGCAAGUGAUAUGCUGACAUGUUAAUGAGGAAGGCUCAGGAGAGCCUUGGUCUGGUGCAGAAGGUUUGCUGUUAGAGUUAGCUCAGGAAGAAGUCGGAUAUAAGAAGAGAAGAUGACGAUGAGAGAG
Molecule: messenger RNA, 629 nt
Organism: Eruca vesicaria subsp. sativa (arugula)
Lineage: Eukaryota; Viridiplantae; Streptophyta; Magnoliopsida; Brassicales; Brassicaceae
Source: the annotation of a GenBank genome assembly